Molecule: messenger RNA, 582 nt
Organism: Nematolebias whitei (Rio pearlfish)
Lineage: Eukaryota; Metazoa; Chordata; Actinopteri; Cyprinodontiformes; Rivulidae
Product: peroxisomal acyl-coenzyme A oxidase 1-like
Exons: 3
Coding region: 1-270 (89 amino acids)
Biological process (GO): fatty acid beta-oxidation using acyl-CoA oxidase; very long-chain fatty acid metabolic process; lipid homeostasis
Cellular component (GO): peroxisome
Molecular function (GO): fatty acid binding; FAD binding
Source: RefSeq, a predicted model, not a curated record
AUGCCCCCUGAGGCUGGACUGCUGAGCGGGCCCCAGGUUCUGCAGGUUUCUGUCCGUAUCAAAGAGCUUCUGUCUCAGCUGAGGCCCAACGCCGUGGCGCUGGUGGACGCCUUUGAUUUCCACGACAAGAAGCUGAAUUCUGUUCUGGGGCGCUACGAUGGAAACGUCUACGAGCAAAUGUUCGAAUGGGCUCGUCGUUCCCCUCUCAACGCCACGGAGGUUCAUGACUCCUUCCACAAGUACCUGAAGCCUCUGCGGUCCAAACUGUGAGCUCAUCACUGGACUCCAACUGCUGCUUUCAUUUUAACAGUAGACAAGAUGGCUUUUACUUUCUGUCAUUUAAUGCUAACGAUGAGCCCUCCCUCCUCUUAUGUUAACACCCCCCACCCCCGCACACAGUAAAGUUAAUCUCAGGCUUUUGAAACCUCCACAGAAGAACUAACCUGAUUGAUAGAUUAGAUUAGUGAUGAGAAGUGAACAUAAAUCUGAGUUUUUCUUUGUUUUAUGGAUGGAAAUCGAUUACAUCCAUAAAUAGCACAUUUAAAUAAAGUUUGAACUGACAGAAUAACAUUAAGAGUCUUG